This is a messenger RNA of Aspergillus steynii IBT 23096, 1312 nucleotides long. RefSeq names its product putative alcohol dehydrogenase. Bases 1 to 1188 code for a protein of 395 amino acids. Gene Ontology annotation, biological process: D-sorbitol catabolic process. Lineage: Eukaryota; Fungi; Ascomycota; Eurotiomycetes; Eurotiales; Aspergillaceae. The transcript is spliced from 5 exons. The record is from RefSeq and is a predicted model, not a curated record. Gene Ontology annotation, molecular function: zinc ion binding; L-iditol 2-dehydrogenase (NAD+) activity.
AUGGCUCCAGGAGAACUUAUCCACCCCGUCAACGAGACCGACCGGCUCUUGUUGAAUGAUACUACCGGCCAUUCGCUCAAAUCCCGCAGCAAAUUAAUACAUCCGCCAUUUGCCAACCCUUCCUUACAAGUCACUGCAGACCAUAACCUCAAACAGGUCGACGCUCCUGUAUUCGCGCCCCAGGAAGGCGAGGUUUUGUUGCAGAUCAAGGCUACUGGGAUUUGCGGGUCCGAUGUUCACUUCUGGAAGACCGGGCGCAUCGGGUCUUUGGUUUUCGAGGGAGAUUGUAUAAUUGGACAUGAAGCUGCUGGGAUUGUGUUGAAAUGCGGCCCGGGAGUUAAGGGUCUAUCACCUGGCGACAGAGUGGCAGUAGAACCGGGUGUUCCCUGUGCGAACUGCUUUCUGUGCAACGAAGGCCGCUACAAUCUCUGCGAAGAUGUUCAGUUUUCCGGCGUCUACCCCUACCAUGGCACGAUGCAGCGGUACAAAGUCCAUCCGGCGAAAUGGCUACACAAACUCCCUGAUAACGUCAGCUAUGCCGAAGGAGCACUCCUCGAGCCACUUUCCGUCGUCAUGCACGGGAUUCGCUCCGCCGGACUAACUCUCGGACGAGGCGUGGUCGUCUGCGGUGCUGGUCCAAUUGGUCUGAUCGCUUUAGCAGCUGCACGUGCCUCCGGAGCCCAUCCCAUCGUCGUGACAGAUCUCGAGCCCCGUCGACUAGCCUUCGCAAAAGAGUUCCUCCCGUCUUGUCAUACCUACCAGGUCGACCCCUCGCUGGAUGCACAAGGAAAUGCAGCUGGCAUUCGUCGAUUCUUCGGCGACGAUGAAUACGUUGCUCCUGAGACCGUGCUGGAAUGCACAGGGGUGGAGAGCAGUGUCUGUACAGCGGCGUAUACGGCACGUCGAGGCGGGACUGUCAUGGUGAUUGGGGUUGGAAAGGCGAUGAUGAACAAUCUGCCCUUUAUGCAUUUGUCAUUGGCAGAGAUCGAUUUGAGAUUCAUCAACCGGUACCGAGACACCUGGGCGCCCGGAAUCGCGUGUCUAAGCGGGGGUAUUCUCGAUCUGAAGAAACUGGUCUCCCACGUCUUUCCGCUCGAGAAGGCGGACGAGGCGGUUCGGUUCUCGUCGGAUACGAAAAAUGGGAGUAUUAAGGUGUUGGUGGUGGAUGAGGUAGAAGCGACUCUAUAGGUUUUGAUAAUUGCAUAGAAUAGAUUUCUGGUGAAAGAAUAAAAUGCUAUUUGUGUGGAAAUCCGGGUUGAAGAGGUCGAAUAUUUACUGGAAACGAUAGGAUUGGCUUGGGAAUAGCUUCAUG